CACUCAUUGUCACCAACUCUCAGCUGCAACCUUACAGAAGUGGAGUUUGAGAGGGAGGGAGGGGGUGUUCUCGGCGUUUCCCUCCAGACAUACAUCAUUUCAGCCCAACCUACAGCUGUUGCCACAGAGAUGGAAACUACAGCACUGCGGGAAUAACUGAGACUGCAUGUCGAGUCCUUCCUUAUAAGAGACAAACUCAGGUGACGGACUUUUUCUUUCAAGAAGGAUCUUUUUUUCCUGUUGUUAAUGAUGUGUAGAGGGAGCUCAGUCCUGCAGCUGUUACUGGGUUAAAACCCGUCAACCUUGGAGAGGGCGCUCGGUUUGGACAGCCAGAACUCCUCGGAACCGGCUGCUACUGCAGAGCAAACCGGAUCUCACGUCCAAACUGGAGUCAGUUUUUGCUGCAUUCACGAUGAUCUCAGCGUGACUGCUGGGCGCUGAGUAAAGGCAUCCCUCCUGUCUCUCUUUUCCUUUCUUCCUCUCCCGUCCCUCUCUGUCUUUCUCCCUCUCUUUUCCUUUCGUGGGUUUAGCACAGGCUGCCCAGUCAUUUAGUCCCCCUUUUCAGCGCUCGGAAAGCUGAUUGCAAUGGGUCGGCUCGGUUUCAGCACCACGGAGAGCGCCCGGCUUCUGCUGUUCGGCGUGUUCGGGGUGCUGGCGCUGUCCGUGGUGCUGGCGGAGCAGGAAGGGGAGAACCUGUCCGGCCUCUCAGACAACCCGGACAAAGCCAUCUUCGCGGUCCGGGAGAACGGCACGACAUGCUUGAUGGUGGAGUUCGCCGUGAGAUUUCUCGUGCCAUAUGACGUGCUCGCGCUCAAUGGGAUAGACCUGAUCACAGAGCAAGCGGCGUUCACCCUGCCCCGUGGGGCAGAAAUCGAGGGGAAAUGUGGGAGCACGGAGUCCGAGAUCCAAAUCACCUGGAAGAACAAGGCAUACACUCUCCGCAUCUACUUCGACACGGUGGGCGAGACAGCGUCAAGGGAAACGGCAACAAUGCAUCUUCACGUGCCAUUUGCUUUCUUCCCUUUCGCUCAUCUCAGCAUGCUCACGGCGUUCCUUCCCCUUUCUGCAGCCUACAAGUGCAUCACUGACCAGCGGGAGCGCCUGGAGGAAACCCUCCCCCUCAUUCUUGGUUUCAUUUUGGCCCUCAUAAUUGUCAUCACACUCACGAUCUACCACUUCCACCUGAAGUUGACAGCGAACCAGCCCCAGCUGCCCAGAGAUCGCUCCAUGUACAAGAACAUGUAGCCAGCAGCACGGCGACCAUGUUGCCAUGGCUACCUCAGCUCUCCCAAAGCUAACCUGAUAAAAGACUCGUCUCCUCAAUGUCCCGAGCCUAACACCACAGUUAAAAGUACCACGCGAUGGACUGGAUCCCUGACAGAGAAAUGUGUGUAGCCUGUACUGAAGGCCUACUGGAACUUUUGUACAGCUAAACACACGUUAACGGGACAGCUUGGGGCCUAGCAUGGAUGUAGUUACAGGGUAAAUCUGCCAAAACCUAAUUUACCUGGCUGCUGAAUUGAAUCUCAAUGCCAUAAAUUCGUAGUUGGUAUUACACAAAUUAGAAUUUUAAUGAAAAUAAAAAAUGCUUUUAUGAAAAUUAGAUUGAUUUUGUUUAGAUUGGUGGUUGUUAGUCAUUUGAAAAUCACCAACUUAAGGUUACAGUUCACCUAUUUUUUUUUCUCCAUAAUGUCGUUUCAGCAAAAUCUGAUCCAACUUCUCUACGAAAGAAAUUUCAGAAAUUGCCAGAGCUUCUGCUGUCAUUUGCCAACUGAUUGUUGUCUUCUCCUCUCUCUCUCUCUAAAACUGCUGCUAAAUAAUUUCAAUACCUAUUGUUGGUUCUGUAUUUCCUAAUCUCUUUUAUUUCUUUUUCUGAAUGCAGCCAUGGUGUUUUACAGUGGACCAGUCUUGUAGUGUGUGCAGUUUAGUGCCAUUCAGAGUUGCAUUGUUUUUGCUUUGACUUCGACAAAUCUUUUCUAUGUAUGCAACAUAUCAAAAAAGGAAGAAAGAAAUACAUAAACAUCUGACCCAACUUCUGUACUAAAUACUGAAGAAUUUAUCAGAAGGCCAUAUGAAAGUGUUUAUGAAAAGAUAGGUUAUUAAAUUAAAAAAAAUAAUGUGUAUAAUAUUUUCAGAAUCAAAGUCUAUGCAUAAACCUCUGCUGAUGCAAUCUUGUGCAGUUUUCUUCUGUUCAUUGAAAUAAAUUGCUGGAAUCAUCUCUA
Molecule: messenger RNA, 2222 nt
Organism: Etheostoma cragini (Arkansas darter)
Lineage: Eukaryota; Metazoa; Chordata; Actinopteri; Perciformes; Percidae
Gene: lamp5
Product: lysosomal associated membrane protein family member 5
Exons: 4
Coding region: 586-1245 (219 amino acids)
Cellular component (GO): membrane
Source: RefSeq, a predicted model, not a curated record